AUGGUGCUACCGAACAGCUUCUUCUUCCGAUUCUUCACUUUAUGCUUGAUAUGUGUGCCUUGGGUUAAAAUUAUGUAUAGCAAUGAAGUUGAAAAAUACCCAAUUUCUGGACUAGCUACUGCAAAUAUGAUUGGUGUCGCAAUUUCAAUGUUCAAUUUUUUCUUGCUUGGCAAGAUGCUUGAGGAAAAUCCAAUGAUCUACUACUAUAUUUACAAAGUAUUCAACUGUAUCCUCGAAGUUGCGAGAUCUCAUGCGGCGUUUGUUGGAGUUUUGCUACACAUUAUUAUCACUGCACUUAUAUCGGUUAUUCUAUUUGAUCUCAUCUUUGAAACUAUUUUCAUGAUAAAGUCUGUUAGCCCCUCGGAGGAAGCAAUCAGUUUGUCGAAAAGGCACAAAAUCAUUGUCGUCGCCAUUUUGGAAGCAGUUUCUGUUUUUCAUCCUUAUUUCCUCACUAGAAUUGUUAAUGGAUUGUACAAAAUCGAAAAGGUUAAAGAAAUCGACAGGGUAUACAAGCUCGAAGCUAAAUAUAAGGACUAUCUCAAGGAUCUUAAAGCCUCCGGAAAGUACGAGGCGUUUGUGCCGCCAAAAAUUGAGGAAACUCCUAUCAUGAGACCAAGACACGCCAGGAAGAACCUCCGAAAACAUCAUUCUUAG
Messenger RNA from Caenorhabditis bovis, 654 nucleotides. The record is from the annotation of a GenBank genome assembly. Lineage: Eukaryota; Metazoa; Nematoda; Chromadorea; Rhabditida; Rhabditidae.